AUGCCCAAGAGGAUAUUGAUAUCUACGUUGAAGACGUUCCGUGCAGUGGAAACAAGGUUGUGCUUGUACCACACAAAGCUGAGAAGUGUUACACGUCGGUUGUACAACAUCAAGCCCAACGUUGGCCUCGACUGUAUGACAACGCUGUGUUGCUCGACAUGUGCACUACAGCAGGGCGGGCAAUACGGUCCAGGAGGAUCUGCUCCUGUCUACAACUAUGAACUUCCAUUCGAUGAGAUGACCAUUGCUGGCUCGGAAGUGAAGAUGUAUUCAGAGAUUCAGCAGAUGCGUCUCAACAUAGAUGCGUUCGGCAAUGGGCCGUGGAACAAUGCAAAGCUUGCUCCAACAUCAAGGAAGACGGUGCUGAAGCCCGUACCAGUCUCUCAGCAGCUUCUGAUCCAAGACUUCACCAAGUCAUACACUUAUGACUUUGCACCUUACAUUGAGAUCGAGCCUCCCCCGGAUUGCUUCCCUGGAAAAGACUUCACGACGGUGAUCCCAUACUAA
Molecule: messenger RNA, 507 nt
Organism: Guillardia theta CCMP2712
Lineage: Eukaryota; Cryptophyceae; Pyrenomonadales; Geminigeraceae
Exons: 8
Coding region: 1-507 (168 amino acids)
Source: RefSeq, a predicted model, not a curated record